UCUCUCUCUGCUUGGACAUCAGUAUUUCUCAGCACACUGUCUAAAAUUACUCUCUGGCUCCUAAGCUGUUCUCCCAGAAGCACAGCACAGAAUUGCGUGCAUUUAAUUUAAUGUUUUUUUUCUCUUGGUCUGGACCUAAAUCACAAGUUGUAUUUAAAAAUACAUCAACUCAUUCCAAGUCCACACCUCUUUUGUGCAUAUAUCAUGGAGCCAGACUCUGUAGAAGAAUUUGUGAUGUGUAGCAACCCAGAAGAAUAUCAUGCAAUCAGGGAUGAAGAAGAGAUUCAAAAGGAACUUGAAGAGAAGGGUAAGGAACAAAAGGGACUGACGUUUUAUCAUACGGAUCUGUAUGGUUCACGGAGCAGAUUGGCUAUCUUUCCUGAAGAGAUUUUCAAUCAGGAGCAGAGAUACUCAAAUAUUAAUGAGUCAGAAUUAGCAAAGGAACAGUAUGACACUAGUCCAGAAAAAAAACAAACUGACUUACAAAAUGAAGUGGAUGAAUUAGCAAAAUUAUAUGGGCUGUCUGAAGAAAAAGAAGAAGAGGACCUUCCAUUUUUGACACCACUGACUUUGAAACACAUGGAACAUAUGUCAUCUAAAUGCACUAUUGCUCCAAACUCAACCAAUCCUGAACAGAAGAAAGAGAAGCCUAAAACUGGAGGACGAUCUGUUGAAGGAACACAUCAUGAUCAUGAUGGAACAGAAAAGGAAUCUGAUGAAAAACAUUUCGACGAACCUCCAUUGCAAGCAACACCUAAAACAUCAGAGCCUUCUGAAGACCACAGUGCUAACACUCAGGAUGAUUCAGUAGGAGAUGCUGCUGAAACUCAAGAACAAAUGAAAGAGCAACCUUCUGAGGAUUACAAUGAUGCUCCUGACAUUUUUUGCAUUACUUGCAAAACUCCAAUCAGAGCUUUUGAAAAGCUGUUUGGUGUGCACAAGGAUCAUGAUGUCAAAGAGAUCACCACUGCUGUGGAGGAGAACAAGAAAGAAAUUCACAAAAAUAUGUCCAGAUUGGAAGAACAAAUUACACAGAUGGAAAACUUUGCCAGUCACCUGGAAGAAAUAUUUGUCACUGUGGAGGAAAAUUAUGUAAGGCAAGAGCAGCAUUUUGAGAAUCAUUAUACUGAAGUGAUGGAUGCAGUUGUGUCAAAACAUGAAGAAAAGGUCAAUGCUCUGAGAGAGGAAAAAACCCUGAAAUUAGAAUCAUUAUACGAGCAGCUAAUUAAUUGUGGAAAGAGCCUUGACCUGUCCAAAGACUUGAUGGAGACUGUUCAAGAGAUAUUCAAAGGACCGGACAAAGUUGAAUUUGUAAAGACAGCAUUGCGUACAACCAACAGACUUAAUGAAUACUUCAAUACCGAUAUAAACUUAAAUAUUUCCACAAAUGCAGAAUUUGAAAGUAAGGACAUAGACUUCACAGAAGUUAAUCAGUUGUUGGACUCAAUUAAUACUGUCCCAGCUCCGUCUGCUCCUGUAAUAAACCCUCAGACUCCAAAUUCUGCGACGGCGACAUCAUUACGCGUGUGCUGGAGUGUUUUCUCUGAUGAUAGUGUAGAAAGUUACCAGCUGUGCUACAGGCCCGUGUGUGAUGAAACACCGGGGGAAGAUCAGGAAGAGUUUAUGAUACCAGCCAAAGAAACCUACUGCAUAGUUAACAACCUGAUGCCAAAUACACAUUAUGAAUUUUGGGUGACAGCUUUAAACACCACAGGUACAAGCCCAGCAAGUGAAAGUUCAGUAUAUGUCACAGCUCCUUCCCCACCAAUAAUUAAAAGCAAAGACUGUAGAAGUUGUGAAAAUGCUGCUUUGAUAUGCUGGGAAUCUGGAAAUAUUAACCCAGUUGACUCUUACACGGUUGAAUUACACAAAGUGACUAAUGAUGCAAAUAAAGAUUUUAUUACAGAAUCUAUUGUAGGAAUUCCCAUCUGUGAAUCUCUAAUACAGCUGCAGCCAAGUCAGACUUAUCACAUCACAGUCAAAGCUGUGAACGUGGGUGGCCCGAGUGAAAGCAGCAGACCUGAGUCUAUUCACACCACAGGCAGUUUUUUUCAUCUCAACGAAGAAACUGCACAUCCCCUUUUGUCUAUUACUGAUAAUGGAUUUACAAUUACUUGCGACAAGGAAGAAAGUCUGGAGGACUUACCUUAUCACUGCAAAAAUUUCACAAGAUGCAUAGCAGUUCUUGGAAAUCUCAUACCUUUCAAAGGGUAUCAUUACUGGGAGGUGGAAGUUGAUGAAGACACACAAUAUAGAGUUGGAAUAGCCUAUGAGGAUACAAACAGAAAUGGAUUAAUCGGGGCAAACAAUACCUCUUGGUGCCUCAGACAUAUCCUCACACCUUCAAGGCACAAAUAUGAAUUUUUGCAUUGUGGGAUUUCUCCAGAUAUUCGACUUACAAUACCACCAAAGAGAAUUGGAAUUCUUCUGGAUUAUGAUCACGAGAAACUGUCAUUUUUUAACAUGGGAAUUUUUCAACACUUGUUUACAUUUGAUUGCCAUUUUAGACAUUUUGUACAUCCAUGUUUUGCUCUGGAGAAGCCAGGUACUUUGAAAAUACACAAUGGUAUACCGGUUCCAUUGUCUGUGAUUUAAAAUGAGAAAUAAAGUUUAUGCCACAACA
This is a messenger RNA of Bombina bombina (fire-bellied toad), 2623 nucleotides long. It is a transcript of the gene FSD2, whose product is annotated as fibronectin type III and SPRY domain containing 2. The transcript has 13 exons. Bases 205 to 2595 code for a protein of 796 amino acids. The record is from RefSeq and is a predicted model, not a curated record. Lineage: Eukaryota; Metazoa; Chordata; Amphibia; Anura; Bombinatoridae. Gene Ontology annotation, molecular function: protein binding.